AUGUCGCCGCCUCGCCGCCGCUCGGCCCGGUUGGCCAGCGCGUCAACCCCAAAGCCCAAGAAGGUAUCUCAACUAUCGUCGCUUACCGAGCGCGAUGAGACGCCGGAAGAGGUGGAAUCGACGAGCCUCGAUGGCGUCGUCGCCUCGCCGCAUCCUCAACCUGCCACACCUGCCUCGUCCGCUCUGAAGCCUCCCAUGUCCGAAAUGCACCCAAGCAAGGUUCACCCCACAGCCACUGGCUCUUCUGAGACCUGGCUUGGAUUCAGGGACAUCAAAUCUGCCAAUGUCGCCCGCGGCAAGUCUGCAAUGAACCCGCAGGCCACGCCGUCGAGGCUCAGCGGAGUCCCCUCCUCCUCAUUUACGUUCAACUUGACUAGCCCAGCCGGCGAAACCGGCCUCAGCACUGAUGCUCAGCGCAUGAUGGCCGACCUGCGUGAAGAGGCAGCCAAGAUCAAGGCUGACCUCGUUGCGAAGCGGGAGCUGGAGAAGCUAGACGAACAAGUCAAUGGGCGCAAGAUUGCCAGCCGCCAAAGGCAAAUAUCCCAGCCUGCUCUGAUCAAGUCCCCAAGCAAGGCAUCUCUCAGUGGCCUGACACAGUCGACAAGCAAGACUGACCUUGGAGAGUUGACCAAAUCUCCCUCCAAGCCUGCUCUUGGUGGCACGGCCAAGCCUGCCGCUACCCACGACCUCGCUACUCUGUCGAGAACUGUUGAACUGAAGCGACGAAUUGUGAGCCCUGGUAGAUUCGAGCGUGUUAAGUCGAUUUUGCGCGGUGGCAAGUCGCCCGCUCAGCCUGCAAAGAGUGCAAUUCCUCAGCCUUUCACUGGUGUUUCGCAGACACCUGGUCCUCGAAUCCUCGACAAGCCGCUCCCGGCUGUGCCUUUUACCACGCCGCGUAGGAAGCUAUUCAAGCGGGUCGACUUUACGCCUGAUAGCAAGGACACCCCGAGCAAGAGUCGCGGCGAGGUCAACUACCCCAACCUCGAUGCUAUUCUGAGCCGUAUGAACGAGCCCGAGAGUCACGGCGCACCCAGGGAGAUCAAGAGCCCGCUGCCAGCCUCCCCCAACAAGAGAGAAGAAAAGGCUCCUGAGGUUCCUACUGUUCCUGGCGCUUUCACGUUCCGUAGCGACCGCACUGCUCGCUUCGGCACUGGAUCUCCUGCCGGCUUCGGCUCUUCGCCUGGACAGCUCAGUGUCCGACAGGUUCGAGCCUCGAUCACUCCAGUCGAGGAUAUGCCCGGUAGUUUCCCGGAAACCGCCGACCUUCCACGGGCCACUCACACCAGCAAGACCCCGGUCAAGUCCAUGACGGCUGGUAUCAAGCACGGUCUGACCAACGAGAAGCGAGCGCGCACCAACACAGAGCCAUUCGUGUUGAAUAAGGAAGGUUCCACACCAGCUAAACUCGUCUUCGAAGGUGUACCGCACGGGCUGCCCAACGAGAAGCGGGCUCGCACGCAUGUCGAGCCUUCUCACCCGAACAAGGAGAACAAAUCGCCCGUCAAGAUCCUCACCGGAGUUGCCCAUGGUCUUGCCAACAAGAAGCGUGCCAGGGCCACCGAAGAUGAUGAGCCUGAUGUCGACCAGGAGGGCGCCGACCGCGGUGGCAAGAGGCGCAAGGCUGAACCUGCACCCCAGCCUCGCAUUUUGGGAACUCCCAAGCUGGCGCGCAGCACCCCGAUUCCCAGUCCUCAAAAGGUGUCGGCGGGAACGCCUAGCCCUGUCAAGAAGCGGGCCGGCAUCAGUAUGAGCCGUUUGCACAUGCUUUCUCAGCCCAAGCUGCGUCGCUGA
Molecule: messenger RNA, 1791 nt
Organism: Verticillium dahliae VdLs.17
Lineage: Eukaryota; Fungi; Ascomycota; Sordariomycetes; Glomerellales; Plectosphaerellaceae
Exons: 3
Coding region: 1-1791 (596 amino acids)
Source: RefSeq, a predicted model, not a curated record